GCGCCACGAGCGUUGCUGCGUUGGCAGUCGCUUGCGGAACACGCCGCACAUCACUUGCCGGCCUCAACGUUGUACGCACAAUAUCGCUUUGUGUCUGCGGCGUCGUCGGCAGCUCGGACUAACGUGCAGACAGCUCGGAAGCUGAGUUCCAGUGUGUUACGGCUUCGAAUCGUGAAGAACGCAGUCAUGUUCUGUGGCAAAACGCUGAUACGAGCAGACGGCAGCGAACACUCGGCCGACGAGGUGCUGCGCGACGCCAAAGUGGUGGCCCUGUACUUCUCGGCCCACUGGUGCCCGCCUUGCCGUCACUUCACACCCAUCCUGGCCGAGGUGUACGCCGAGGUGAAGGAAGCGCUUCCCGGCACCGAGGUCGUUUUUGUCUCGCUGGACCACACGGAGGAGGACAUGCUCAAAUACAUGGACGAGAGCCACGGAGACUGGUACGCCUUCAAGUACGACGACCCCUUCCGAAAGGAGCUGACAAGCAAGUACGUCAAAGGCAUCCCCACCCUGAUUGUUGUCAAGAUGGACGGCACGGUGAUCACUUCGAGUGGACGCGAAGAAGUUCAGGAAGAGGGACCACAAGCCUUUCACAAGUGGACUGAUAUUGCAUAGGUUUACCGAGGUUGCCCGCUAGCAGAUCUUCGCAUUGUGGGCGCUGCCUAAUAAAGGCUAACUCUUCCGGCACCAACACAUCAUGAUUCAAACCUGCUUAAUCUUCAUUUGUUCAGCCGCCAGGGUUAGAGUCUCUACCGCACGUACAGUUACAGAUAGCGUUUCAUUUUCGUCACUGUGGCCAACUAAUUAAGGUUUCUUCCCGGCACAAUAUUUUUAUUUGCUAUUCUAAUUAGGAGUGAACGCAGUGACAUUGAAUAAUUCAUCUACAGUUCCCACUGCCACAGCUGGACUUAAUCCAGUGAACUUGCUGAUUUCAACAGCAAAAUUCCGAGGCUCACAAUUUAUUCACUGCACUUCUACUAAAUAAAUAAACUGUUUUUUUGC
Molecule: messenger RNA, 1002 nt
Organism: Dermacentor andersoni
Lineage: Eukaryota; Metazoa; Arthropoda; Arachnida; Ixodida; Ixodidae
Product: nucleoredoxin-like protein 2
Biological process (GO): photoreceptor cell maintenance; sensory perception
Source: RefSeq, a predicted model, not a curated record